CAGAGGUAGGUCAGGCUGAGCGGAGAGUCAGAGGGUUUAUUUAACUCGUCGCUCUGUCCUCCCCCACUUUCCCAACGCGCCACCAAAGAGGGUUGCCUUCUUUCUGCGAAGUGAUCACGGGGUGGAUGUCGCAGUGACUAACUUCACAAAAACAACCUUUACAUCAGAGUAGCUGUCAAGAAGGAGAGGAGAUUUUAUAUUUCAGCGCUUUUCAAGCAUUUUUGUGCAUUUUAAUAUUUUUUUUCCUCGCGGGAAAAUAAAUACGAAUUUAUCAGUGACUGAAUUGGAAAAGUACUUCGACUUUGACUGCGUGAUUGGAGUUAAAAGAAAUGGAGCGAAUUCCAAGCGCGCAACCGCCUCCCCUGUCCAAACACCAGGCUGAUCUGUCAGACGUGCAGGGGAUGGAUUACCCGAUGUAUGUUUAUAAACCCAGACGGGGAAUGAAGAGAGGAGAAGAGAGCAAGGAAACCUACAAGCUGCCUCACAGACUUAUUGAGAAGAAAAGGCGUGACCGGAUAAACGAGUGCAUCGCUCAGUUGAAAGAUUUACUGCCAGAGCACCUGAAACUCACGACUCUUGGCCACCUGGAGAAGGCCGUGGUUUUAGAGCUAACGCUCAAGCAUGUGAAAGCCCUCAACUCUCUCUUGGAGCAGCAGCAGCAAAAGAUCCUCGCCCUGCAGAAUGGCAUGCAAAUUGAGCAGCCUGCAGUCAGCCAGGAGAAGUCAGAAGAAAUGUUUCGCUCCGGCUUCCACAUGUGCGCAAAGGAGAUUCUUCAGUAUCUUGCUAGUCAUGAAAAUGAUGGAGACUUCUCACCAUCCCACAUCAUCAAUCACCUACAUAAGGUAGCUGCAGAGGUGCUGCAAGGCCCAGUCAGACCGCGCACUCCUCCAAGUCCACGUCCCGAGGAGAUACCCGCCUACCACCAGCACCAACCUCACAAGGAGACACCCACCAGCCUCCCACCCAAACCCAGCGAGGGCUAUGGGAGGAACUGCGUGCCUGUCAUCCAACGAGCCUACGCUCCACCCAGUGGUGAGCAGAGUGGCAGCGAUACAGACACGGACAGCGGCUAUGGAGGUGAACUUGAGAAGACUGACUCUGGAGCUCAGCAAGGUCGUCAAGAUUACUACGUGCAAGAAACCCAGCUGAAGCGAGCACUGAGCGAGAGGCAGGGCUCUAGCAUCAAGCGAGAGGAUGAGGAGAUGCGCCACAAACGACCACGGGUGGAGUCAUCAGAGGAUGAGCUUCUCUCAGGUGGAGAAUCAUCAUCAUCUUCGAGUGGCUAUAGUAGCUACAUGAGUGUAUCUCCCAACCAUCCACCCCCUCCUCCUCCACACCCACUCUGCAUGCCGUUCUACCUCAUUCCACCCUCAGCUGCAGCCUACCUGCCCAUGCUGGAGAAGUGCUGGUAUCCUGGAGCUGUGCCCAUGCUCUACCCAGGGAUGGGAGGCUCUGCAUCCGCCAUGCCCAGUGAAAGGCCACCUCCACCUCAGCUUGUGAUGUCUCCAAGAGGAGGCUCCCCUGCUCCAGCCAUAUCUCAGACUCCCAUGGACUCCCCCGCUCUCCUUCAGGCGCUAAAGCAGGUACCACCCCUCAACCUGGAAACCAAAGACUGAGAAAUAAAAGGACAGGGGUGAAGAGACAAACCUGUUUGAGCACCCAGGAACACAGACUGUUGUAGGAAGGAGAACCUGACUGAGCCUUUCCAUUAUCCCUCCUCAUUUCCGCCCUCUGUUCCUCACAACACAAGAGGACGUGUAGAAACUAUCCAGGCGAGGUGGAGUGGAGAGGAUGCAAAGCUCUGGUUGAAUGUUUAAAGUUCAGUUGUUUUAUUCAAUGCAAAUGUAUCAUACAGACUGGACCUGCCCUGCACAAACACAAACACAUACAUACGCACACAUAAAACACUUGGUUGAAUGUAAAGAAAGAUUUUAGAUGCUGCUGUUAAAGUUUAAAUGCCGAUGACACUGAUGCACUCACUUGUAGCUGUUGCAAGACACGCCAUCUUUGUACUUUUAAAAAAGUGUUGCACCAAAUGUUAGCGUUAAUAUUUCACUGCCUAUGUCCUAUAGGUAAACAUUAUCAUCACACCACACCAAUAACCAUAAGUUCAAGGGUUUCCUCAAGUGUGUACAGACAAGAGUAAAGGGUACACCCGAUGCACGAAUGAAAGAAUGGGCCGCCAUGUGACCACACUGAAUGAGAAGUCUUGUUUUUGACAAAAACAGACAGUCAGGAUGGAUUUUUUUCUGUAAUUAUUGUUCAUAGACCUCUUGUACAUUUCUAUUUUUGAUACCUGUUCUUGCAGUCUGUCCAUCCGGAGGAUAGAAAGUGGACAUAUGUACAUUGUGUACUCAGAAACUGUGUACAUAUACUGUAGCACUGUGCUGGACCUGGUCUGCAUACUCAUCAUGCAUCUUUUUCUGCUCAAGUCAAACCUGGUGUUUGUUCUUGCUGUUGCCUUUUACUUGUGAAAAGCUGAUAAAUCUCAGAUGUUUAUUCUCUGUACUGCGUAUGAAUACUGGAGUCAAAGGAGCGAGGUGGAGAGAAGUGAAUGUAAAACGUUUUACCAGAAGACUAGUUUUCUAUAGAAAGAGGUACUUGAGAUUUUAUAUUUUGGGACCUACAUGAAAGAUGUUUGAUGUACAUAUUUUGUCUAUAAAUGUUGAUAUACAUUAUAUAAGUGUAAUAAUAAAGUAUUUUUUUUCCUGUGGAAAAUGACUUU
Molecule: messenger RNA, 2725 nt
Organism: Cheilinus undulatus (humphead wrasse)
Lineage: Eukaryota; Metazoa; Chordata; Actinopteri; Labriformes; Labridae
Product: class E basic helix-loop-helix protein 40-like
Exons: 5
Coding region: 330-1616 (428 amino acids)
Biological process (GO): regulation of neurogenesis; regulation of transcription by RNA polymerase II; circadian regulation of gene expression
Cellular component (GO): nucleus
Molecular function (GO): DNA-binding transcription factor activity, RNA polymerase II-specific; RNA polymerase II cis-regulatory region sequence-specific DNA binding; protein dimerization activity
Source: RefSeq, a predicted model, not a curated record